Messenger RNA from Myodes glareolus (Bank vole), 720 nucleotides. RefSeq names its product brain expressed X-linked 3 (gene Bex3). Gene Ontology annotation, cellular component: cytosol; cytoplasm. Gene Ontology annotation, biological process: signal transduction. The record is from RefSeq and is a predicted model, not a curated record. Gene Ontology annotation, molecular function: signaling receptor binding. NCBI's taxonomy places the organism in Eukaryota, Metazoa, Chordata, Mammalia, Rodentia, Cricetidae.
GGCCCUGGGCGAGCGGAGCAGGUCUGCUAGCCGAGAGUCGCAGCGGCGCGUCCAGCAGCGACAAUUGAGAGGAGGUCUACGCGGCAAGGGAUAGGCCCAGAAUAACAACCAGAAAACAAAAUCUCACCAUGGCAAAUAUCCACCAGGAAAACGAAGAAAUGGAGCAGCCCCUGCAGAAUGGACAGGAAGAACGCCCUUUGGGAGGAGGUGACGGCCACCAGCCUGCUGCCAACAACCACAACCGAAGAGGACAGGCUCGCCGACUUGCCCCUAACUUUCGAUGGGCCAUACCCAAUAGGCAGAUUAAUGAUGGGUUGGGUGGAGAUGGAGAUGAUAUGGAAAUGUUCAUGGAGGAAAUGAGAGAAAUCAGGAGAAAACUUAGGGAGCUACAGUUGAGAAAUUGUCUGCGUAUUCUGAUGGGGGAGCUCUCGAAUCACCAUGAUCAUCAUGAUGAAUUCUGCCUUAUGCCUUGACUUCGGCCCUUUUCCGUGAGAUCAUACUGUGAUUCCCGAUGGAUUCCUUUUCCUUGCAUUCUCCUUACAUGCCUUUACUGAUCUGUUUGUGGUGAGCCUUGUACUAUUUCUAUGUACCAGGUGGGUCUUGCGCUGCCAGCGUCUAACUGGAGAUUGCCUUCCCACUCAGUGUAAGUUUCUGUCAACAGUACAGCGUUGCCCAUUUGCAUGGAAAAAAUGUAAAGUAAAUAAAGCAUCUGAAAAGCAA